AUGAAUCUGACUCCUGCAAAGCGGGUCUCUGUCCAGGUCCGGACCUUGGCCAACCGUCACUGCCUUCUCUUUGCUCCAGCUAAACGACAUCAGACAACAAAGUCCGCCGCUUCCCAAGACACCCGGACGUCCAUCCCGCGGCCAGAAUUCCACGAUUACUUUGUGACGCACCUACCCUCUUCUUCUCUCCAUCCCGACCCUCGAGGACCGCAGUUCGCUUUCCAUAAGCUCCCUCGCUCUGCAUCAGUCCCUCAUACGGGGGAGAUCUCGCAUUCCCCGGCUUCGCUCCAGCCCCUGGUGGGCCGGGAGACUACGGUCGUUCGCAUCCCGCUUCGCAGUGCGAAGCAUCACUUUGGCACCGCCACAUCGCGAGGAACGCGCCCUGCGAAUGAAGACUCCUACCAAGCGGGUGUCAUUGAUAUUCCGGCCUUUGCCAAGCGGCCUCCCGCGUCUCUGACUAUCAAACGAUCGGCUGCCAAAGCCUCCGCCGCAACCCGCGAGAGUCAGGGCGCGGAGACCGCUAGCGGCGACCCCCAAGUCUUCUACUUUGGGAUCUUUGACGGCCAUGGGGGCACAGAAUGCAGUACCUUCCUGAAAGAUAAUCUGCACGAAUAUAUCCAGGAUGCAGCGGCUGCGUUUGAGGUCCAGUCGAGCCUAGUGAAGAAUCAAGAUGGCUAUGUUGGCCACGACCCCGAUCCAUCUACUGGGUCGUUGCCGAUCAUGCAGGGAGGGAACUACAAGAGGAUCGCAGAAUUGGAGAAGGUGUUGGUUCGGGAUUGGAAGAGCCUCGUUGGGGGAUACUUCAAGCGAUUUCUCCCCACUCACUUUUCCCACAUCGGAAAGAGUGCACGGGGAGAACUGCAAGCCGCGGGCGAUGGAGAGGGUGUGACGAUGGAAGAAGUUCUGGAGUAUGCCUUCCUGCGGGCCGAUUUGGAAUUCGUAUCAGCCCAAGCUGCGAGACAAGACGACGAGCUCGAGAGGACUGGUCAACCAUUGUUCCAGGAUAACAUUCUCGGGCGCAGUCAUCCCAUGAGCAGUGUCUCGCGUUUCAAGGGCGGUAGCACCGCCAGCAUUGCGCUCAUCUCCACACCCACCCCGAUGCCCUUCUGGCAUCCGGAAACCCCUUCCAGCCUGCUUGUGUCCCACGUCGGCGACACGAGGGUUCUCCUGUGUUCUACUGUCACGGGAGAUGCCAUCCCUUUGACAUCGAACCAUCAUCCUUCAUCUCCCGUAGAAGGCAGUCGGCUGCGUCGAUACGCGACUACGUUCGUGACGGACUCCUUUGGCGAAGAGCGCAUGAGUGGGCUGGCCAACACGCGGGCCUUUGGUGAUGUUCAAUCGAAGCGCAUCGGAGUGUCAGCGGAACCUGAGCUGCGACGCGUUGAAAUGGCUGCGGCAGAAUAUUCCUUCCUGGUCCUCAUGUCGGAUGGUAUUAGCGGCACGCUCCCCGACCAAGAAGUGGUCGAUAUUAUCAAGGAAGCCAAGACACCUGAUGAAGGAGCGCGCAACGUCGUCAACUUUGCAACCGAGGUGACCAAAGAAGGCGAUAACGCGACAUGUCUGGUCGUCCGUCUCGGCGGUUGGGAGCGCCGACUGGAAGGAGGUUUGGGCAGUCUGAGGACCAAGGAAUCGCGAGACUGGCGCCGACAGGAGGCCACUGAUCCGCGCAGGUCACGCAGAUGA
This is a messenger RNA of Aspergillus terreus NIH2624, 1683 nucleotides long. RefSeq names its product type 2C protein phosphatase PTC6 (gene ptcA). Gene Ontology annotation, molecular function: cation binding; protein serine/threonine phosphatase activity. The coding region runs from base 1 to 1683 and encodes 560 amino acids. The record is from RefSeq and is a predicted model, not a curated record. Gene Ontology annotation, biological process: protein dephosphorylation. NCBI's taxonomy places the organism in Eukaryota, Fungi, Ascomycota, Eurotiomycetes, Eurotiales, Aspergillaceae. The transcript has 2 exons.